Messenger RNA from Camponotus floridanus (Florida carpenter ant), 2777 nucleotides. It is a transcript of the gene Son, whose product is annotated as protein SON. The record is from RefSeq and is a predicted model, not a curated record. Lineage: Eukaryota; Metazoa; Arthropoda; Insecta; Hymenoptera; Formicidae. Gene Ontology annotation, molecular function: RNA binding. Bases 129 to 2633 code for a protein of 834 amino acids. Gene Ontology annotation, biological process: regulation of cell cycle; regulation of mRNA splicing, via spliceosome. The transcript has 13 exons.
UAUAGCGUAUGCACAGUGAGGCUAGGUUAAAAUUGAUUUCGUUAAUCAAUUAUUUGUGUGGUUUGAUGCAGGAAACGAUGAAAUUAGCUCCCACGUUCCUACGAUAAAGUUUUGUAGAAUUGCUCAAAAUGACAGAUUUAUUCGACAUCGCCAACCUUAUAACAACUGUCGGCGUCGACGGCGUCAAGAUCAAAUCGGAGCCUGGAUUACCCGAGAAAUCGUCCAACGAGAUUCUGACGGAGCUCUUCAGCACUUUUGAUGCUCCAGAUGACGGCGUCGCCUCGCCUGAAAAUCAGCAAAUCCCAAAUGACAUCAAAUCCAAGUUGGAUAAACUUUUAGCGAAAAAGAAAAAGAAAAAGCACAAGCACAAGGAGAAGAAGCACAAGAAAAGAUCGAGACACAACUCCUCGGAUAGCAACAGCGAUGUAGAAGGCACCAAGAAAAAGAAGAAACAUAAGAAGAAAUCCAAACGAAGACGCGAAUCUGUUUCGAGUAAGUCGUCAGACUCAGGUCAGACCAAAGUCAAAUUGGCAAAAUUUGAUGAUGAUGACAAUUUUGGAAUUCUGAAAAACGAUGAAUCAAAGUUAUUUGACAUUAUGUCAAAACAAGAGAGUAUGAAUGAUAUGACAAAAUUUGAGGAUCAGCUAUCUAUAAACAAAGAUUCAAAUAUCAUUGAUAAAAUUAUGGAUGGUUCUGCUAGUCCUUUAUUACCACCUAUAUCAAAGAAAACGGAUGAUGAAUCUGAUGACCCAAUAAUACCUAAAGUUCUUGAAAAGCCAAAGCAGUCUUCUCAAGGAAAAAUAUUAAUAAAGGAUCUCAAGAACAGUACUGUUUAUAAUGAAAUGGUUAAAGCAAUAGAAAAUAAGCAAAAAGCAAAAGGACUAAUGGAAGAUGGCGAGUAUAUAAUGGAAGAUGGCGAGCUAUCUGAUAGUAGUAGCAAUGACAAUGGGACACUUACUCUAAGUCCUACUCCACCUCAAGACAGAUCACCAUCAUUUAGCCCAAGUAGAGAAAAGAUGAGGGACAAAAUGUUUAGCCCAUCAAGAAAAUCAGUCUCUUCAAAAACUGAUCUUAGAUUGGUUUUGAAAAAAAAGGAGAAGAAAAGAGACAUAAAAGAAAGGGAUAGUAAAAGAAAUAGGAGUUGUCAUUCUCAAGAUAGAAAAAGAUCGAGAUCACGAAUGCGACACGAUUCGCGUCGCAGUAGGAGUGGUGGAAGAGAAAAACAGAGAGGCAGAAGCAGAGAAAGGCGUGACAGUGAUAAAAAUUAUGAAAAACGAGAUUCGGGUAGGAGUAGAGAAAGAUACAGACAUAGAAGUCGCAGUGAAAACAGAAAUAAAGAUAAGCAUGUGCGAGGCCGAAGUAGAAGCAGAGAAAGAAAGGAACGGAUAGAGAUUGAUAAAAAGAAGUUAUUAGAAAUUGCCAGAAGAAAUGCUAUAAAUAUGAUUAAGCAAGGAACUCUCCCACUAGCUCAGCAGGAUAAAGCUAUUGCUGCUAUACAAUCUGGUGGAAAAACCGUAGAUGAACUUACAGAUUUUUGUAAAUCAUUGUCAAAAUCUGAAGCAUUAGGUGAAUUAUCCAGUAUAUCUUCUGAAGGUGAAGAAAGUGAAUCUGAAAAGGGUUUUCAUCAUCCUUUUCUUCUAAAAGAAAGGCCUAGUUCUAUUAUAAUGAAUAUUAGAGAUGCAAAACAAUUGCCAACAAAAACGUUCCAAGAAAAAACAGCCGAGACUUCGAAUCAAUUACGACUGCAAUUUCCUGUUUCUAGUGGACAACAUCAUAGAAGGAGUGAAAAUGAAUGGGUGCCUGUUACACCAAAGAAACCCGAACCAAAAAAAGUAUUUGUACCGGCUUCUACAACAAACGAGCCACCAGCAAUAAUGCCACCACCUCCUGUAUCAGAACAACCUCCUCCUGUGCAACCUGCACAAACUGUUUUUCCCUCAAUAACAAAGACUGUGGAUAUUGGUUCCAUAGUAUCUGAAAGACUAGCAGCUAUGAGAAAAUUAACAGAAAAUCCAAAUGAUGUGGUUGCUUUGAAUGCAAUGCAUCGAGCACAAAAUGAGAUGAGAACUUGGGCUGAAAGUAAGCAGAUACCAGGUCAGUUUACUGGUAGUACAGGAGUUAGAGUACUCACACCAGCUGAACUAUCUUCAGGUUAUCAAGCCUGGGCACGUAAGGAUCAAUUAGUAUCAGCACAGCCUGUGUCAGGUGGAAUGGGUAUGGCAUUGCUGCAAAAGAUGGGUUGGCGACCAGGUGAGGGUCUUGGCAAAAACAAAGAAGGAGCCUUGGAACCGUUACAACUAGAAGUUAAACUGGACAAGCGAGGGCUAGUCUCCGAGCAAGAUAUCGGGCAGAAAAUUGGCAAAACUGUAAAGCCUGUAGUGCCAGCUGUUAAAACAUUGGAAGGCAAACAUCCAGUGUCACUUUUGGGUGAAUAUUGUUCCAAGAAAAAACUUGGAGCACCAGUUUAUGAGCUAUGUUUUGAAUGUGGACCAGAUCACAGAAAAAAUUUCCUCUUCAAAGUAAAAGUAAAUGGCAUCGAAUAUAAACCGAGUGUUGCAAGCCCUAACAAAAAACAAGCAAAAGCGGAAGCAGCACAAAUAUGUCUACAAAGUUUAGGUUUAUUACCUUCUUAAUAUCAUGCAUUAUAAUGAUUCAAAGAAAUUGUAAAUUAAACGCAUAUCUUCAUUUUUCAUCAAGAAAGUAACAUAUAAUGCCUUACAAAGAAUAUAAUUUUCUAUAUUGAUACUCUAAGAAUAAUUUCGCACACAAAAAACUAA